Messenger RNA from Klebsormidium nitens, 5528 nucleotides. The record is from the annotation of a GenBank genome assembly. NCBI's taxonomy places the organism in Eukaryota, Viridiplantae, Streptophyta, Klebsormidiophyceae, Klebsormidiales, Klebsormidiaceae.
AUGCAUCCAGUUCAGAUUCCGUGUGCGCUGACCGCGACGCCCACGACAGCCCCCCUGCGACGCUCACAAACAGCCGCCAUGCAACUGGCGGCAACUCCUAGUCGGACUGCGGACCUGGCACAGGCCGCCAUCACCACACCGCCAGCGGCGAUCGCGCAGAACGGGUGGGCCAGUGCACGCUGUCGAUCGGGAACGCCAGCGCUGGUGAGGGGCGCAUUGCAAGGGUUACGAGGCGCCGGCGUCCAUGACGAGCCUUCCGCCGCUGCCGCUAUUCGCCCCACACUCGACCCCUCAGAGUGCGAGCGCGACGAGGCGCAGUGCGCGCAGCGCCACGCACGUGAGGGCCUUUGCGCGCCGUCAAACAACCUCCGGCCGGGGCGGUUUCCUGCCACAAGCAGCCGUCGUACGGCGCUCAGCAGAUCGCAAGGAUUAACGUGCACUGACCGCGACGCCCACAUCGCGCCCCACGCCGCCGACAGCCCCCCCACAACCGCCACAGCCAGCCCCUGUGCGACCGGUUGCAGCUCCAAGUCUGAGUGCGGUCUUGGCGCAGGCCGCCAUCAGCACGCCGCCAGCUUGGUUAGCGACGGGGCGCAGCGCGGGCAGCGCGCAGAACGGGAAGGCCAGUGCGCGCUGUCAAGCCAGGGGAGCGCCAGGGUUGGGGCUCAGUCGUCGAGGCAGCCCACUGCCACAAGCAGCCAUCGUCCGGUGCUGGUGAGGAACGGACUGCAAGGAUCUGCAGCCUUUGAGGGCGGGUCGGAGAAGGUUUUUUACUCCUCAGCACCAAAGAGCAGGGCGCUAAUAGUGACACAAAUGAUGAUCGGGGGCGUGGAGAGCAACCCGGGGUGGCCCACACACGGUCCCGACGCCCCCAGCAGCUCGUCCGGACGGCCCCUGAUUCCCAUUCCAACCGCGGACGAGGUUCAGGAGAGCGUCAGGUCAAAGCCAGUCAGCAUCGAGCCAUUUGAUGCGUGGCGAGCAAGCCAAUCGAACCCAAACUGGGUGGCAGAGGUGAUGGACCGUUCUGCAGUGCAACCUGCUCGACCUCAGUGGCAGGACCCGCCGACCGCGCCAAGCGUCAGUAGAGAGGAAACGGGCCCUUCCUCCAGCGACCCACGUCCUGCUAGCGGUCCCCGUUCCGCUGAUACAGAGCUGGCAUCUACGCGUCCAUUGGCAGUAGAAAGAGGGGAACUUUUCCGUGAAGUAGUCGAGGCCCUCGCCCACAUACAAGGGCUUGAUCACCUCUCGCUCGAUCUUGACUGGGCGAUUCCCGUCAGCCGCGUAAGGACUCGGGCCCCCUCCUCGAGCCCCCCGCAUCCUACCAGCCAGCCUCUCUCCACUGCUGCAGAGCCGCCUGCUAUGGAGGUCGCAGGCAGGAAGAGGGCCGCCUCAAGCAGGGAGAGCUUCCCGGCGCCAAGCGGUAUCAGGAUCCGGUUCAGAAGCCCGGACGAAGCUGAGGUAGCUGCGACGUCCGAUCAAGAGGCCGCCUCCUUCGACAUUGAAGAGACAUCCGACGAGACCGAGUCUGACGAGGAGCCCACAUCCGAGGACGACCGGGGCAUCGACGACUCGGCGGUGCCGGACGCUGAAAGGCGGGAUCUGUACCGGCAGAUGGAGAUGGAGGAAGCGGCAGCUCGGCUCGAGGAUGAGACCCUGGACGAUGCGCUGGCGCCCAUGCGGAGAGAGAUUCAGAGGAGGAAGGCCCACGAUGAAGCGCCGCCGGCCACUAUACAUCCAAUGGCGCGCGAGGACCUUGUGGCGGUGCCCGAGCCUGCGGUGCAUUCUGACCCGCUGACCGGCAACGAGGUCUUCAAGAAGGACGGGUUCCGGGUGCUGCGUGUGCGGGAGCACGGCACCAAUUGCUUCCAUCAGAGAGGGACCAACCCUAGGGGCCGCCUCCCGGGCCCAAAGCACUACAUGCAGCAGGAGGCGGCUCUCUUAAACCACGAGGCGCAGGUGGUCCUGCACAAGUGGUCCGGCAUGGUCUCAGACGGGGUGAGGGUCCCGUGGCGCAGCUUCAUUCCCGGAUUGGGAGUCAGCGCGGCGGCAUCUGGAGGGGCACGGGUCGGUGACCGAAAUUAUCCAGAACGGAAGCCCUGCAAGCCCUACCUUGACCUCGACUGGAAGGAGGGGCUCCCCUUCAGGCGCCAGCCGGUGAUUGGGGCGGAUGGAGAGGUUGUGGAGGCUAGGGAGAAGUACGGUCGGGAGGAGGUGAUUGGGCUCAUGGAGAAGUGGGCCAGUAUCGUGUUCAAGGAGCAAUACGACUGUGAGCUGCAGCCGAGCAGCUUCGUCUGGAUUGAGAGCCCCCGCCGGACCAAGUUUAGCCUCCACCUCACCAUCAACCAGCUCUCCCCCCGCCAGCUCGUCUUCGCCUCUAACACCGAGGGGGCUCUCCACUUUGCGAGGCGCCUCAAGAAGAGGCUGCAGCGGUGGCAUCCUGCGCUCGCCGACGCCAUCGACCUGAACGUGUACUCGAAGGACCGCCAGUGGCGGACUCCGGGAAGCGCCAAGAUUGAGAAGCCGGAAAGCGUCCUGACGUGCAUCAAUCCGGCCCAUUCGUGGAAGGAUGCUCUGGUGACCUGGCUGGAGCCCCUCGAGGCCCGUGAGGAGGUCAAGCUGCCGUUCGAAGUGCCCGAAAGACUCCACGAAAGCCGAAAUACCGAGGGUGGGGACUCGGACGUCCCCUGUGUCAGCAGGGCGUACUGCCUGGGGGACCUGUUCGAGGAUAACAUCUCGUAUGAGACAGGCGCGGUCAAGGUAGACAUGGAGCACCUCAAGCGGGUCCCUGGCGCGUCGACCCCUGAGCUCGUGGCCGAAGUUGCGGCGGGGCUGAGGAAGCCGGACGAUCUGAUGAAGCUCAACACGGUCGCCAACGAGUGGAUCGAGGGCAAGUUCCCCCUGCUCGGCAUCCGGUCGGGCGUAAACACCGGGAAGACGGUCUUCUGCGGGGCGGUUGGGGAUGAGCUUUGGCGAGCAAGCGACCACCCCAUCACGACGAUCAUGAUCACAUACCGGGUGGCGCAGGCCGAGGACCUCAAACGCCGCUUUCCCCGCACCGCAAACUACCUCGACCUGAAGGCGGAUUAUGAGAACCAGUGGUUCCAGGAUCCCAACGACAAGCACAACCUCCUGACAGCCCUCCAGUCCCGCAAGGACUUCCCUGAAAUUGUGGUUCAGGUGGACAGCCUCCUGAACCUGCGGCCGGGCGGCAUCGGUGAGGUUGCCCCGUUUGACCUCGUCAUCCUAGACGAGGUGGCGAGCAUCCUCGCGCACCUCUCCGCGGCAACCUUGAGGAACGGUAUGGAGACCAGUGAGCUGUUCCUGGAGAUUGUCCAGCGGGCAAAGCGCGUGUUGGCCAUGGACGACGGGUACGGGCAGCGGGAGCACGACUUCUUCCGGCUUGCGAAAGUGCCUGGGAAGCUCGUCAUCAACACAAGAAGGGCUGCGGUGCCUCUGACGUUCCGCAUCGGUCUGGACGAGAAGAAGUGGCUGGACCGAAUAGUUGCUGAUCUCGCAGCUGGCAAGAACGUGGUCGUCGUCAGCAUGUCCGCGAAGGUCCUGGACCGCAUCCGGGACCAAGUCAUGUCGCGGCACUCGCUCGGGCUUGCAGACACAGACAUCCUCAUCCAUAAGGCCCUGAGCGGGGGCGAAACGACGGCUCUUCUGAGGAACGUUGCAGAAAAUUGGAAGGUUCGCUUGCUCAUGUACAGCCCCACUGUCGAGGCAGGGGUAAAUUUCGACGUUUCCUGGUUCCACACCAAGUUCCUCUACAUGUGCAAGAAGAGCACGACGGCUCGGGCGGCCUGGCAGGCGACGUUGCGGGUGCGGAAAACGGAGAGCGCGCUGGUCCACUGCUUCGUCCAGUCGUCCAUCUCCGUGAUGCUGGACUGUGCGCAAGAGGUACCGGCCGCGCGACUCUGCUCCCGGCGACAGGAGGGAACGACGGCUAUGGCACCGCAUGCAUCAGACGCGGCCGACGAGUCUACUUUGCAGGAUGAUGAUGGCGGCCGUCUGGACCAGCAAGUGGCCGUCGAUUCCCCUCUCAACGGGGCGUCCGGUUCCCAGUCCGGCGUGGGGGGCUCCUCUGGUCAGCAUUCUGAGCGACUCAAGGGACUCUUCGGCCCUCCACGGCGCGUGACCACGGCGGAGACGCUGCAGUAUCUGCAAGCUUGCAACAGCGAAGUGACGGCUGCAUGGAGGCGAGUCCCGUCGAGAACCGAGGACCCGGGCAAAGUUGUCCGGCUGAUCGAGGACGGCCCCCUCUUCCGGACGUUUGCGCAUACGGAGGCGGAACGGCGGAACUCGGACGUGCGCCUGCUUCACGAGUUCCAGGUGCAAGUCGCGCGAGCAGGCCACGUGGUGGAGGUUGAGCAAACCGAGGAGCUAUCGAAAAAGAGUAAGAGGCGGAAAGGGCUGGACGCAGAGGCGUUAAAGAUUAUUGGGGCGAGGGUGAUUGAUGAGGAAGAGUACGAGGAAUUAAGGAAGUUGCGGGACACGAAGCGGGACAGGGGGGCGCAGAGUGUCGAGGUGAUGAGGUACGAGGCCUGCCAGUACUAUGGCCUGAAGGACCUUGACGAGCACUUCUUCAAAGAAACAAAGGCCGAGUACAAGCCGCCGUUCUCAAAGAAGCUCGACCUUCUGCUAAAGGUGCUACUCCCGGGGCGGUUCCUCGACGAGGGGGCGGUGGCUCGCCAGAGCCACGUUCCCAAAAUGGCGGAGACUGCGCGGGGAUUGCUCAAGGACCUGGGCCUGGCGCACCCUUUCGACGUGGGCGGUGAAACGCGCUCGCUGCUCGCAGGCGGACUCAAAGACAGGCUCCUGAAUUCGGAGCUGUUCAGAGGCCGUCCUAAGCGGGUCGGUGCAAAAUCUGCAAUGUCGGAGCGUGCGGUCUCCGAGAUGUUCCAAAUCCAGUUGCCGGCACCCAAAGAGGGAAAAGCCGGACUCGAUCCCGGCCAAUUGAAGGGGGUGAUGAAUAGAGUGCUCGAACACAUGGGCCUCAAGCUCGGGAAAGCGAUCGAGGUGAGCCGUCCGCGACGAGGGAAGGGAAAGCAAAACGAGUCAGCGUCUGGAAACAGCGACUACAGGUACAAGCUAGAGCGGAAGCAUGUUCUCAGGAUGGCAAAGCUUGUCAAGCUGCAGUUUCGUGAAGUCCCUCGUGUAUGGCAGCAUCGUCGGGAGCUGGAGCCUGCAGUUAGAGGGUUUCUCAAUGAGGUUGAUGCCAGCGAUCUGGAUCAUCUGUUGCGUAGGCCUUCUGGUCACCCUUUGCUAGAGGAACUGCGUUCGUCGACAAGCGAAGAGGAUUUGGAGGAGUGUAUGAUCGUGCUUCGUUGAUGGGCGCAGCCUCGAACGCGGUUGUAAAGUAUCAAUGACCGUGAAGUAUGGCAGAUGGACAAGGUUAAUUACAAGGAGCUUGGAACGUAGCGUUUGUUAGUUGGCUUGCAUUGAUCGAAUUGAGACAACUUUGCAAAUAUGCCAAGAUUAGUAUGUCCAACGAACACGUGUGCAUCAUUACAAACCCUUGUUGUUUG